AUGUCCAAAGUUUCUGUUAAAAACGACGUGUGGACUCCUUUCCAACCUAUCGACCAGCCUCAAAACUCGCAAAAGAGAAAGAGAUCAUCUGCUACUUUAAAAGACAAUGGUAACGAUAAACUUGUUUCUAACAAACGAUCCAAAGCCAAGAAAACAGCCACCACUGCUCCUGCUGCUGCUACUGUCAGCACACCAUCAUCUGUAACCAUUACCAAGUCUGUUGUAUGGAUUGGCGCCUCUUUGAUGCAAAUACAAGGAGGCGAGAAGAAGGAAGAGAAGAAGGGCAGCGGCAGUAUUAAAACUGAGGAUGUUCCCUCUACUACUGCUACUUUUAGCAUCUUUUAUGGUGUAAAUGAUACUCGCAAUUUCACUGAAAAAAUCAGCAUCAAUCAAAACCAAAAUAUCGAUCAUGUCUACAUUAUGGGAGCGAUUCGCGCACUAGAGAAAUGCGAAGACGAUUCAAGCACACUGUCUAUUCAUACAGGUAGCAAAGUACUUCAAUCUGUUUUAGAUCAUGACGACCAGGAUAACAAACAAGACGACAUUUGCCAACAGAUCAAGGAAAAGAUUGCGAAUAGAAAGGGUGCAACAUUUAUCCGCUCUGCUGCCAACAACGAGGACGGAUACCAAGCAGCCCACAAACUUGCUUCUGAAAAACUAUUGGAAGUUUCUACUGAUGUUGCAGCUGCUGAUGAUAUGGAGAUUGAUGCUACUGAAAGGGAUUUGGUGGAGUCACUGCAAGUGGUAGAAAGCAGUACAGAUGUAUCUGUUACCACUACAAGCUGCUCCACAGCAGAAGAGGUCAAGGUGGAUAGUGACAAUACCGAGACAAUUGUUACCACCACCGCCACAGUAGUCAAGGAAGAAACUGUAACCGUAAUAUCAAGUGAUGCAGGUGCAGAGCAAGUACAACAGCAACAACGACAAACUCUUCCACCACCUCCUUCGUGGGCUGCUACCCUGAAUCUUCGUAAUUUGUUGGAAAUCUUGAAGGCACCAUUCACUCGCAAUAAGUAA
Molecule: messenger RNA, 1017 nt
Organism: Mucor velutinosus
Lineage: Eukaryota; Fungi; Mucoromycota; Mucoromycetes; Mucorales; Mucoraceae
Exons: 7
Coding region: 1-1017 (338 amino acids)
Source: RefSeq, a predicted model, not a curated record